Molecule: messenger RNA, 780 nt
Organism: Aureobasidium subglaciale EXF-2481
Lineage: Eukaryota; Fungi; Ascomycota; Dothideomycetes; Dothideales; Saccotheciaceae
Exons: 1
Coding region: 219-686 (155 amino acids)
Source: RefSeq, a predicted model, not a curated record
UCAGCCUACGCUUCCUCUGUCUGUCCAUCGCGUCACUGUUCUUCAGCGAUGGGGCGCAAUAACAAUCGGAACUGGUAGAGUGAUAUAACGAAAGUCCAGCAUCUGGCUAUCACUCGUCGUGUUGGCUGCGUGUGUCAAAUCGCGAAUUGCUCCUGCGAUGAUGCGCCAUACUUCCUGGGCGCGGGGCCGCCGUGAACGUUCCCAUCGCGUCCAACUUUAUGCCUCGCCAGAUAAGAUUAGAUCUCACCAUCCACCACAUGUCAACCACCUGCUUGUUCAUUACAAGACUCUUACUCAGCAUUCGUAUCAAAGAUAUUCGCCUUGCCGGGCAUUUGAAUGACAAUCGGCGCGCCACAUAUUUGGUACCUGGCCGCCUCCUCUCCCGUCAAAUGACCACACUCUGUAGAGCCCUCGAAGCGACGCUGUCCUCCAAAGCUACCGAUCUGGUCCACAUCAGGGCUGUCGAUAGGCACAGUGUUCUCUUUGGAUCGGUACUAGUAGAUACAGAGGUGGAUAGCAUAUCUACGGAUUGGAAGCCUCAUGAUAUCGAAUGUCGUGUCGCAAGGAUAAUAAAAAGCCACACCCAUCCAGAACGCCAUGCUAGAGUUUCUACCUGGGGCACCAUGUUUUUGCCUGAAAACGCCCGCUUCCCAUAUGUCAUGCCAUGCUUCGUUCAAGCCAGGUAACCUAGCUCGUCGCCUUCCAAACGCUCGAGGUACUCCUUCUCCAGGAGAAUGUCGAUGCACUUCUUGAUGUCCGGCACCUUAGGCACGAAUCUGU